Molecule: messenger RNA, 1120 nt
Organism: Nematostella vectensis (starlet sea anemone)
Lineage: Eukaryota; Metazoa; Cnidaria; Anthozoa; Actiniaria; Edwardsiidae
Product: G-protein-signaling modulator 1-like
Exons: 1
Coding region: 1-918 (305 amino acids)
Molecular function (GO): protein binding
Source: RefSeq, a predicted model, not a curated record
AUGGGUAAUGUGUACAAAGACCAGGGCAAGUACGAGGACGCAAUGAAUAACUACCAACACACACUUAGUCUAUUUCAAAAGACAAGUGACGUGAGUGGUCAAGCUAAUGCAUACCAUGGUAUGGGUAAUGUGUACAAAGACCAGGGCAAGUACGAGGACGCAAUGAAUAACUACCAACCCGAACUUAGUCUAUUUCAAAAGACAUGUGACGUGAGUGGUCAAGCUAAUGCAUACCAUGGUAUGGGUAAUGUGUACAAAGACCAGGGCAAGUACGAGGACGCAAUGAAUAACUACCAGCACACACUUAGUCUAUUUCAAAAGACAAGUGACGAGAGUGGUCAAGCUAAUGCAUACUUUGGUAUGGGUAAUGUGUACAAAGACCAGGGCAAGUACGAGGACGCAAUGAAUAACUACAAACACGAACUUAGUCUAUUUCAAAAGACAGGUGACGAGAGUGGUCAAGCUAAAGCAUACCUCAGUAUGGCUAAUGUGCACAGGUCUCAGGGCAAGUACGAGGACGCAAAGAAUAACUACCAACAAGCACUUAGUCUAUUUCAAAAGACAAGUGACGAGAGUGGUCAAGCUAAAGCAUACCUUGGUAUGGGUAAUGUGUACAAAGACCAGGGCAAGUACGAGGACGCAAUGAAUAACUACCAGCACACACUUAGUCUAUUUCAAAAGACAAGUGACGAGAGUGGUCAAGCUAAUGCAUACUUUGGUAUGGGUUAUGUUUACAAAGACCAGGGCAAGUACGAGGACGCAAUGAAUAACUACCAACCCGAACUUAGUCUAUUUCAAAAGACAGGUGACGUGAGUGGUCAAGCUAAUGCAUACCAUGGUAUGGGUUAUGUGUACAAAGACCAGGGCAAGUACGAGGACGCAAUGAAUAACUACCAACACGCACUUAGUCUAUUUUAAAAGACAUGUGACGUGAGUGGUCAAGCUAAUGCAUACCUUGGUAUGGGUAAUGUGUACAAAGACCAGGGCAAGUACGAGGACGCAAUGAAUAACUACCAACACACACUUAGUCUAUUUCAAAAGACAAGUGACGAGAGUGGUCAAGCUAAUGCAUACCUUGGUAUGGGUAAUGUGUACAAAGACCAGGGCAAGUACGAGGACG